Messenger RNA from Castor canadensis (American beaver), 1100 nucleotides. NCBI's taxonomy places the organism in Eukaryota, Metazoa, Chordata, Mammalia, Rodentia, Castoridae. The record is from RefSeq and is a predicted model, not a curated record.
UAAUUUCUUGUCCUCAGGUUUUAGUCUGCAGUUCUCAUGUGUCCACUCCAGGUGUUGUCCCUUCCCCACCCUGCAAGCCUGUGUGUAUCCCUUUGGACAGGGAGUUGCUCUGGGUCCCUUCCCCUCCUUAGAAAUAGAUUUGAGUGGCAAUCUGUGGUGCCCUCUUCCCCCUAGGCUGGUUUGGGGGACUCCACUCAGGCUGUUUAGCCACAGGCUCCUCUUGGGGGGUGCAGUCAGGUUCAGCUUGGUUGGCUAGGUGGGUUCUGUGAGGUGGUUGAGAGGGAAGCCGAGAAGAAAGACAUAGGCAGCUUUUCCCACUGGGCAAGUGUGGGAGCUGUAGCUCAGGCUAUUUGGUGAAAAGCUUUUCUCUAUGAAGGUAAUCAGUUUCAGCUUGGUACUAGGCUUCUCAGAGGUGGUCAAAUGAGUUAUUAUUUCCCACAGACUGGGCUCAGGCUUGUCUAGCCUGCACCCGUUCUUUCUUUCUUUUUGUAUAGAGAAGUGCACAGGCUGAGCCGGGAGUCAUGGCACCUCUGCCCCAUCAGGCAGGGCUGGAGAUUUCAUUCAGUUUCUCCUGGAGGGGUGCAACCAGAUGCCUGCAAGCUGAACUGGACUAUGCGGUAUCGUCCAGGACUGAAAGCACAGAAAAUAUAGGUGCAGAACUCAGAGCUCCACUUAAGCAAGAUCCUCUACAUGUAAGAGUCAAAGCUGUCCUUAAGAAAAGGGAAUAUGGAUCAAAGUAUACUAAGAAUAAUUUCAUCACUGGAGUAAGAGCAAUGAAUGAGUUCUGCCUUAAACCCAGUGACCUAGAACAACUUCGAAAAAUUAGACGGCGAAGUCCCCAUGAAGAUACAGAGUCCUUUACUGUAUACUUGAGAUCAGAUGUGGAGGCAAAAUCUUUGGAAGUUUGGGGAAGCUCCGAAGCUCUGGCCAGAGAGAAAAAACUACGGAAGGAAGCAGAAAUAGAAUACAGAGAACGUAAGUAUUCACCUUAAAGCUGAGUGAAUUUCAAAGUAACAUGUAAUAGAUAACUGUAUUCUCUGCUGCUUGCAUACCCCAUGGUUAGACUCUGUUGGUUCCAGCAAAUACCAGUUUUCAUUUGG